AUGCACGUUCUCCGGUUAAGCCGACUCGCGGGGACUGCGCAGUUUCGGCUGCUUCAUGCUUCACCAUGUUUCCUGGCUAAAGUUCCCAUGAGCAAGUUCGAAAAGGAUGCCUAUUUACCCUAUGAGAAACUCGCUGUCAACGUGAAGGUUGUAAGAGAUAGGCUGAAGCGUCCUUUGACCCUCUCCGAAAAGAUUCUCUAUGGACAUUUGGAUCAACCAAGUACGGAGAAGAUCGAACGUGGCGUUUCCUACCUUCGAUUGCGUCCUGAUAGAGUUGCCAUGCAAGACGCGACGGCUCAGAUGGCUAUGCUUCAGUUCAUCUCCUCCGGUUUACCAAAAGUUGCUGUUCCAUCAACAAUUCACUGUGAUCACUUAAUCGAAGCUCAGAAAGGAGGAGCGCCGGAUCUAAUGAGAGCAAAGGACUUGAAUAAGGAGGUGUACAACUUUCUGGCUUCGGCAGGAAACAAAUACGGAGUUGGGUUCUGGAAACCGGGAUCAGGAAUAAUUCAUCAGAUUAUCUUGGAGAACUACGCGUUCCCUGGACUACUGCUAAUUGGCACCGACUCUCACACCCCUAAUGGAGGUGGACUUGGUGGUUUGUGCAUUGGAGUAGGAGGAGCGGAUGCUGUUGACGUCAUGGCAAAUAUUCCUUGGGAGCUGAAGUGCCCGAAAGUGAUUGGAGUUCGGCUUACCGGAAAACUUUCUGGUUGGACCUCAGCCAAAGACAUCAUUCUCAAAGUUGCUGAUAUCCUCACCGUGAAAGGAGGCACUGGAGCUAUAAUUGAGUAUUUUGGUCCUGGCGUUGACUCUCUUUCAGCUACAGGAAUGGGAACGAUCUGCAACAUGGGGGCGGAAGUUGGAGCCACUACCUCAGUGUUCCCCUUCAAUGAAAGCAUGAAGCAGUAUCUCGAGUCUACUGGACGUGCGGAAAUCGCGAAAGAGGCAGGUAAAUACAAAGAACUACUCACUUCCGACGAUGGAGCACAUUACGACAAGGUUAUCGAAAUUAAUUUGGACACCCUGAUUCCUCACGUUAACGGUCCUUUUACUCCUGACCUUGCCUCACCAAUCGACAAGCUGGGAGAAAAUGCGAAGAAAAACGGAUGGCCGCUGGACGUUAAAGUCGCCCUAAUAGGUUCAUGUACUAACUCAUCCUAUGAAGAUAUGACUCGAGCCGCAUCUAUUGCAAAACAGGCACUUGAUAAAGGCCUGAAAGCAAAAACUCUGUUCACUGUAACACCGGGCUCUGAACAGGUUCGAGCAACAAUUGAAAGAGAUGGACUCUCGAAAAUAUUUAGUGACUUCGGAGGAAUGGUUCUUGCGAAUGCUUGCGGACCUUGCAUCGGACAGUGGGAUCGCAAGGAUGUAAAGAAAGGAGAAAAGAAUACCAUUGUAACUUCAUAUAACCGUAACUUCACUGGUCGUAAUGAUGCCAAUCCAGCCACUCAUGCAUUCGUCACCUCACCAGAUAUCGUGACGGCAAUGGCGAUCUCGGGAAGACUUGAUUUUGAUCCGCGAAAGGAUGAACUCACUGCUGCUGAUGGAACCAAAUUCGUGCUGAAACCUCCUGUUGGAGAAGCUUUGCCGAAAAAAGGUUACGAUCAAGGCGAAGACACUUUCCAGCCCCCAUCACAAUCAGGGAAGGUUGAAGUUGAUCCUAAUUCCCAGCGCCUGCAACUGCUCCACCCAUUCAACAAAUGGGACGGGAAGGAUCUAGAAGAUAUGGUCAUCCUUAUCAAAGUGAAAGGAAAGUGCACAACAGAUCAUAUCUCUGCUGCUGGACCGUGGCUCAAAUACAGAGGCCAUCUAGACAAUAUCUCAAAUAACCUGUUUCUAACUGCCGUAAAUGCUGAGAAUGGUGAGAUGAACAAAGUUCGCAAUCAUCUCACGGAUCAAUUUGGCACUGUUCCCGAGACUGCGAGAUACUACAAAGCGCAUGGUGUUAGCUGGGUAGCAAUUGGUGACGAAAACUAUGGAGAGGGUUCAAGUCGUGAACAUGCAGCUCUUGAACCACGUCAUCUUGGAGGGCGCGCUAUCAUUACUAAAUCGUUCGCAAGAAUUCAUGAAACUAAUUUGAAGAAGCAAGGAAUGCUGCCACUUACUUUCUCGAACCCUGCCGACUAUGACAAGAUUGACUCAGGAGACAAGAUUUCAAUUAUUGGGUUGAAAGACUUCGCCCCAGGAAAACCACUCAAAGCUGUCAUUAAGAAGACGGAUGGCUCAAAGAUUGAAAUCUCCCUUAACCACAGCUUCAAUGAACACCAAAUUGAAUGGUUCAAGGCUGGAUCUGCAUUGAAUAGAAUGAAGGAGAUGUUCAGCCAUUAA
Messenger RNA from Necator americanus (New World hookworm), 2325 nucleotides. RefSeq lists its product as uncharacterized. Gene Ontology annotation, molecular function: 4 iron, 4 sulfur cluster binding; aconitate hydratase activity. NCBI's taxonomy places the organism in Eukaryota, Metazoa, Nematoda, Chromadorea, Rhabditida, Ancylostomatidae. Gene Ontology annotation, biological process: tricarboxylic acid cycle. Bases 1 to 2325 code for a protein of 774 amino acids. Gene Ontology annotation, cellular component: mitochondrion; cytosol. The record is from RefSeq and is a predicted model, not a curated record. The transcript is spliced from 16 exons.